Messenger RNA from Thalassophryne amazonica, 1884 nucleotides. Its product is annotated as homeobox protein Hox-B5a-like. Gene Ontology annotation, biological process: anterior/posterior pattern specification; regulation of transcription by RNA polymerase II. Lineage: Eukaryota; Metazoa; Chordata; Actinopteri; Batrachoidiformes; Batrachoididae. The record is from RefSeq and is a predicted model, not a curated record. The coding region runs from base 173 to 1084 and encodes 303 amino acids. The transcript has 2 exons. Gene Ontology annotation, molecular function: RNA polymerase II cis-regulatory region sequence-specific DNA binding; DNA-binding transcription factor activity, RNA polymerase II-specific. Gene Ontology annotation, cellular component: nucleus.
CCACCCCCAUAUUUGGACGGCGCAUACAAAGCUAAAAACGAAGUACAGUGCAACGCCAUAAUUCACUAAUACGUCAUAAAUCGUUGAAAGUACGCGCGUUAUAACGACCAGGAGAAAUCUAACAAAUCAAGCGCCCCUUAGUGCUCAGCUGUAACUCCGUAAAACAACCUAAAUGAGCUCUUACUUUGUAAACUCGUUCUCGGGGCGCUACCCAAAUGGCCCCGACUAUCAACUGCUAAAUUAUGGAGCAGGCAGCGGCGCAAUGAACGCCGGGACGUACAGGGACUCUUCAUCCGGCACCAUGCACCAUGCGACGGGCUCUUACGGCUACAGCUACAAUGGCAUGGACCUGACGGUGGCCAGCCGGGGAGGAGGGGGGAACAGCGGCGGCAGCACCGGAGGAGGAGGAGGACACUUCGGGGACUCCAGAGCCUUCCAAGCGGACAGGAGCUUCAGAGCGACCUCCAGCUGCUCCCUCGCCUCCGCCGCGGACUCCCUCCUGUCACCGGGCAGCGGAGACUCCAAGCUGGGCGCGCAGAGCUCCUCUCCCUGCUCCGAGCAACCAGGAAGCCUCAGCUCUCCAAACCUGUCCUCCUCCUCCUCUUCCUCCUCCGCCGGCGGUGGCGGAACGGCGCAACGCUUCACGGAGCUGGACGAUGCCGCGUCGCCAGAGACCGAGGAUUUGCGGCACAGCCGAGCCGGAAACCCACCGACCAGGACCGUGCAGAAGCAGGAGGGCGGCCCGGCGGCAUCGGGCGCUGCUGGCAGCACGACGGGUGGCGAGGCGCAGACCCCUCAGAUAUUCCCCUGGAUGAGAAAGCUGCACAUCAGCCAUGAUAUGACCGGACCGGACGGUAAACGGGCGCGGACGGCGUACACGCGCUACCAAACGCUGGAGCUGGAGAAGGAGUUCCACUUCAAUCGCUACCUCACGCGGCGCCGGCGGAUCGAGAUCGCGCACGCGCUGUGCCUGACAGAGCGCCAGAUCAAGAUCUGGUUCCAGAACCGGAGGAUGAAGUGGAAGAAGGACAAUAAACUGAAAAGCAUGAGCCUGGCCACGGCCGGCAGCGCAUUCCAGCCCUGAAAUAAACGACAAAAGUUAUCCAUCCAUGCAUGGAUCUGUUUUUGUUUGUUUGUUUGUUUGUUUGUUUUUUGGGGGGGGGGGGUGCAGGUUGCCAUGGAGACAAAACCGCAGUCAAGCAAAGAAGAAAGGAGAAAAAGAUGAAGAAAAUGACAGUUAAACACAUUCUAAAUCUCUUAUUGCGUCAUAGAGUACUGUACAGCUGUACAGCAGCACUUUUUAUUUGUUCGGCAUGUUGGUCGUUAAAAUAAUGACUGUGGUACUUGUUCUUUCUGAAUGUUGUCGUUUUUAAAAUAAUGCUACAUUCUUCCUAAUUUGCUACCUAAACAUGUGGUUUGUUGUCUAAAUACCGCUCGAUGUUUUUGUAAGAAAAAAGAAAGAAGGGGGAAAAAAAAACAGAAUGCUUUGCGCUCUUACUGUUGUAAGUUAUUUGUAUCGUAGACUUUUCAUCUCAUGUCAUUCAAAUCAUAUUUUUAUUGAAGGUGCGUGAAAACAAGUCAAAUCUGCCUCCAUUAUUUUAUAAUGUUGUGUAUACCUCCAUUAUUCACAAAGUGUAUCUGUAUAUUGUUAUUAUUAUAAUUAUUGGAUCUAUGUUCCAAGAAAAGGUCGAUGUAUAUAUACAGUAUAUUUGACAUUUUUAAUGUGAUGUUGUUUUUGUGAGUGAUAGUGCGCGCGUAUGUGAGGAGAAUGAUGCCGUCCUGUAAGGCCUGUAAGCUUCUAGUGAGCUUUUUGUAUUUGUUAGUAACACGAAGUAAGAAAAAAAAAAAUCUACAAUAAAGUUUGCCAUAUCAACAAAAAUAUCA